Phaeoacremonium minimum UCRPA7 is the source of this 459-nucleotide messenger RNA. RefSeq lists its product as hypothetical. The transcript has a single exon. Bases 1 to 459 code for a protein of 152 amino acids. The record is from RefSeq and is a predicted model, not a curated record. Lineage: Eukaryota; Fungi; Ascomycota; Sordariomycetes; Togniniales; Togniniaceae.
AUGGAGGUCACGCUGCCGCCACUGCGAGGCGCAACUUCCGAAGAAGCCGUGCGCAUGCCUGGCUUUGCUCAUCCCGUCUUCGAGUUCAAGGUGCAUGUGAAUAAGCCCGGCGGACAAGGGCUCGUUUACGAAGCCUUUGAGUGGAGACGGAGCCGCGGUGACGCUGUCGGCCAGCUCGGCGGACGCUCGUACGGCUGGAAGCUGGUGAGAUUGGCAAACAAUGUGCUCCCGGGAGCUGGCGGAGGCGAGAUCACCAGCGAUGGUCGAGAGGUGCUUGCGGUCUGCACGCAAAACGCUUACAGCAUGAGCAAGGUAUGGAAGUUCGAGUUUACUGGCACAGGUGCAUCGGGGGCCUUGGGCGAGAGAUUCGCUGUCAUGGCGGUCAUUACCUCUUUGGGGAUUUGGCUUCGAGAGAGCAGGCGAAAGAACUCAAGUGCAUCUAGCGGUGGCUCCGCGUAG